ACAUAAUUGCUAUUUACCUUGUCGAUUAUACUUCAAGCUUAAGCCGCUAGACGUCAUCACUAAAGAUUUUUCAAUGGUUCUCAAUACUCGAUUCGCUCAUUUCAUUAGCGCACCUAACGAUACUUGCGUGUAAAAUAUCACCACAAAAUGAAGAUCGGACUGUGCGCUUACAGUGGGUACAAAAUUUACCCAGGCCAUGGCAAAACUAUGGUUAAAGUUGAUGGAAAGACUUUUACUUUCCUCAACUCAAAAUGUGAGUCUGCUCACCUGAUGAAACGUAAUCCUAGAAAGGUUACAUGGACUGUCCUUUAUAGGCGUAAGCACAAGAAGGGUCAAGAAGAAGAACAGACCAAGAGGAGAACACGAAGAACUCAAAAGUUCAAUCGUGCUAUUGUCGGUGCUUCCUUGUCGGACAUUCUCGCCAAGAGAAACAUGAAGCCUGAGAUUCGUAAAGCACAGCGAGAACAAGCAGUAAAAGCCGCUAAAGAGCAAAAGAAAGCCGCCAAAGCAGCAAAGAAAGCAACCGCACCACCUAAGCCCAAGCCAACCAAGAAGGACAAGGCCGCUAAGGUGACGCAAAAAAGUGCUCCACGUGUUGGUGGAAAACGAUAAUUUUUCGGUAUUAAAUUUAAUAAAUAAUUCCGUGAAAUUAUCAAAAAAUAAAUUUUCUCAUAAUUUACCUUA
Molecule: messenger RNA, 684 nt
Organism: Cotesia glomerata
Lineage: Eukaryota; Metazoa; Arthropoda; Insecta; Hymenoptera; Braconidae
Gene: RpL24
Product: 60S ribosomal protein L24
Exons: 5
Coding region: 148-612 (154 amino acids)
Biological process (GO): cytoplasmic translation
Cellular component (GO): cytosolic large ribosomal subunit
Molecular function (GO): mRNA binding; structural constituent of ribosome
Source: RefSeq, a predicted model, not a curated record